AUAUACACCACGCCACACCACACCACACCUGCUUUAAUUGUAAAAAUAGGGGGGAAAAUUGAAGAUAUUUUACCCUGGAAGAUUGGAUUGUUUGAUUAUGAAGCUGCAGUAAAGUAGGGCGGUUCCGUUCUGCUGAUUGUGUCUUAUAUUUGUCACGCAGGCGCUGGGCAGAGUCAGAGAAGAAAGGAAACGCUUAUCUGUUUGUUGAGUGUGAGAGGCGCGGGAGGGGGCGAGCGUUUAAGAGUUUGCAGGGACGAUGAUGGCCGCCUCGGCGUCUCUAAUGGGAAGCGUUCCCCAAGUAUGUUGUUAUUCAGCGACGGCAGGAGGUAUCGGAGACGAAGGUUGUUCCAGAAGUCGGUUGAAUUUGAUAAUACCGCCUCCUCGGCCAUCGCCCAGUUGCCCGCCUUUCCCCAAAAUUGGUGCCAACAUCCCAUCCCGUUCAUUGCUAUUUUCUCCACCCAGGUGGUCAAGUAGAGGAUUUGGUAGAUCAGCAUCUUCUAGGAAAAAAUACAAUUUGUGGAAUUCGUUUACUUCCAAGUUUGAUGAACGGUUGGCUCGAGCAACUUUGGUAGAAAAGCGUAAAUCCUUCUGUUGUUUACGUCUCCACCCCAGAGGACGGACUGGUAGCAACAUAUUUACAUCAAGAGUCUUUCCAGAUAAAUCUGCUUUCCAUUUGUCCAGGCAUAGCCUUGAAAAUAGCUUGGUAAAGCAAGUUUAUGUUCCUCGUGCAGCCGUGGGUCCAGAUGAGCCUCAUGCAGCCAGUACGGCCUGGCCAGAGGGCAUUUUGGAUAAACAAAGUUCUCAUUCAUUGGAUCUGGAAAUAGAAAGAACAGAAUUGGAAAGUUUUUUAAGUACCGAACUUCCAUCUCAUCCGAAGUUGUAUAGAGGGCAGUUAAGGAAUGGACUUCGCUAUCUUAUUUUACCAAACAAAGUUCCACCAAACAGGUUUGAAGCACACAUGGAACUUCAUGUGGGAUCUAUUGAUGAGGAAGAUGAUGAACAAGGCAUUGCACAUAUGAUUGAACAUGUUGCUUUCCUUGGAAGUAAGAAGCGUGAAAAACUGCUUGGUACUGGGGCCCGUUCAAAUGCUUACACAGAUUUCCAUCAUACUGUGUUUCACAUUCAUUCACCAACUUGUACAAAGGACUCUGAAGGUGAUCUACUUCCAUCUGUUCUUGAUGCAUUGAAUGAGAUAGCUUUUCAUCCAAAAUUCCUUACUUCUCGAGUGGAGAAAGAAAGAAGAGCAAUAUUAUCAGAACUACAAAUGAUGAAUACGAUAGAGUACCGUGUCGACUGCCAGUUGCUACAACAUUUGCAUUCUGAGAACAAACUGAGUAAGAGAUUCCCAAUUGGAUUGGAAGAGCAAAUUAAGAAGUGGGAUGCAGACAAAAUUAGAAAAUUCCACGAGCGUUGGUACUUUCCAGCAAAUGCUACUUUAUAUAUUGUCGGUGACAUAGACAACAUUCCAAAGACAGUUUACCAUAUUGAAGCUGUUUUUGGACAAACUGGCAUGGAAAAUGAGACAGCAGCAACACCGAACCCUAGUGCAUUUGGUGCAAUGGCUAAUUUCUUGGUUCCUAAGCUUGCAGUUGGCCUGGCUGGAAAUUUAUCACAAGAUAGGUCUGCUGUUUCCACUGAGCGGUCACAAAUUUUAAAAAAGGAAAGGCAUGCAACUCGUCCUCCUGUUAAGCAUAAUUGGUCCAUUUCUGGAAACAAUGAGAAUACAAAGCCUCCACAGAUAUUUCAGCAUGAACUACUGCAAAAUUUCUCCAUCAAUAUGUUCUGCAAGAUUCCUGUUAAUAAGGUCUGCACAUAUGGUGACUUACGCAAUGUCCUGAUGAAGAGAAUAUUUCUUUCUGCUUUGCAUUUCCGUAUAAAUACCAGAUACAAGAGUUCAAAUCCUCCAUUCACCUCAAUUGAAUUGGAUCAUAGUGAUUCUGGACGAGAAGGCUGCACUGUGACUACUCUUACAGUUAAUGCCGAACCGAAUAAUUGGCAAAGUGCAAUAAAAGUUGCCGUUCAGGAGGUUCGGAGGCUGAAGGAGUUUGGAGUCACCAAAGGUGAAUUAGCUCGUUAUAUGGAUGCGCUACUGAAAGAUAGUGAACAGUUGGCUGCAAUGAUUGAUAGUGUCCCUUCAGUGGAUAAUUUGGACUUCAUUAUGGAGAGUGAUGCCCUUGGCCAUACAGUCAUGGAUCAAAGACAAGGACAUGAGAGUUUGGUUGCUGUUGCUGGAACAGUAACUCUUGAAGAAGUUAAUUCAGUUGGUGCUGAGGUUUUAGAAUUCAUCUCUGACUUUGGAAACCCAUCUGCGCCACUUCCUGCAGCAAUUGUUGCAUGUGUUCCAAAGAAAUUUCAUGUUGAUAGAAUAGGUGAAACUGACUUCAGGAUAACACCUGAUGAAAUCACCACUGCUAUUUGUGCGGGAUUGGAGGAACCUGUAGAACCUGAGCCAGAGCUUGAGGUGCCAAAAGAAUUGAUAUCUUCAUCACAACUUCAGGAAUUACUGUUGCAACAUAGACCAUCUUUUAUUCCCACAAGUCCAGAAGUAAAUGAUGCUAAAGUUUAUGAUAAGGAAACAGCGAUUACUCAGCUGCGACUUUCAAAUGGUAUUCCUGUUAAUUACAAGAUCUCUAGGAAUGAGGCAAGGGGAGGUGUAAUGCGACUUAUAGUUGGUGGUGGCCGAGCAGCUGAAAUGCCUGACUCAAGGGGUGCCGUUGUGUUGGGUGUUCGAACUCUAAGUGAGGGUGGUCGUGUAGGCAACUUUUCAAGGGAGCAGGUAGAACUUUUUUGUGUCAAUCACCUCAUUAAUUGCUCGCUGGAGUCCACUGAAGAAUUUAUUUGUAUGGAGUUCCGUUUUACAUUAAGGGACAAUGGAAUGCGCGCAGCAUUCCAGUUACUUCAUAUGGUACUUGAGCAUAGCGUCUGGCUUGAUGAUGCAUUUGAUCGAGCUAGACAGUUAUAUUUGUCAUAUUAUCGGUCUAUUCCUAAGAGCUUGGAACGCUCAACUGCUCACAAGCUGAUGCUAGCCAUGUUAAAUGGAGAUGAGCGUUUCGUUGAGCCCACACCACAAUCAUUAGAAAACUUAACAUUGGAAUCAGUAAGAGAUGCAGUGAUGAAUCAGUUUGUUGGUGAUAACAUGGAAGUAAGCAUUGUUGGGGACUUCUCAGAGGAGGACAUUGAAUCUUGUAUUCUUGAUUACCUGGGCACUGUUAGUGCAAGAAGAGGUUUUGAUACAACCCGUGGAUUUAACCCAAUCAGGUUCCAGCCAUAUCCAUCUGUUCUGCAGUCUCAACAAGUAUUUCUGAAAGACACUGAUGAAAGAGCAUGCGCAUAUAUUGCUGGCCCUGCUCCGAACCGCUGGGGUUUUACUGCUGACGGAGAAGACCUUUUUGAGACUGUCAGAAACAUAUCAGCUAAUUAUGAUGAACAAUUGCUAGAUGAAUCACCUUUGGAUAGAAAUGAGGAACAAAAAAGCCUGCAAGGCAGAUUCCAUAGUCAUCCAUUAUUCUUUGCAAUUACAAUGGGUUUGUUGGCUGAGAUAAUAAAUUCAAGGCUUUUUACGACAGUCCGGGAUUCUCUUGGAUUGACAUAUGAUGUAUCAUUUGAAUUAAAUUUGUUUGAUCGGCUAAAUCUUGGGUGGUACGUUAUUUCAGUAACAUCAACACCAGGCAAGGUGUAUAAAGCUGUUGAUGCUUGCAAGAAUGUUCUCAGAGGGCUGCAUACUAACAAGAUUGUUCAAAGAGAGUUGGACAGGGCUAAAAGGACCCUGCUGAUGAGGCACGAGGCUGAAACCAAGUCUAAUGCAUAUUGGCUAGGAUUGUUAGCUCACUUGCAAGCUGCUUCUGUUCCAAGGAAGGAUAUUUCAUGCAUUAAAGAUCUGACUUCGCUGUAUGAAGCUGCCAGUAUUGCAGACAUUUACCUUGCAUAUGAACAAUUGAAGAUAGACGAAAAUUCCUUGUACUCUUGCAUUGGAGUUGCAGGGACUCAGGCUGGGGAAGAAAUUUCCGGUUCCUUGGAAGAGGAUGAAUCAACUGAAGGCCUUAAUGGUGUUAUUCCUUUGGGGCGUGGUUUAUCGACAAUGACAAGGCCAACUACAUAAAUGACCCAGCUAAAAAUUUCAGUUUUGUCCUUGAAAAGAUGCCGGCCAUUAUGUGGUGUCCUCUUGCUCCAUAGACUUUGUGCUUCCGAAUUUGAUUCUUGUUAGAGAUCGCCUUGCAGCUAAUAUUGAGCAACCAAAGGAAGAUCAAUUGCUUAUUUGCUGUGUAUAUUCAGUUUGUUAGGAUGAUCAAUUGCUCGGCGCCGGAUGCAAAUUAAUUGAAAGCCUCAUCCGAAUUCUAUUUACUUGGUAGUAUAUUGCAGCUUUCUUCUGCUUAUGAUCAAAUGUGAAGAAACUUCAAGUAGAGAAGGCAGUGAGGAAGGAAGCAUUUGUUGUAGCUUGAAAGCAAGGUGGUUAUUGCCACCAGUUGAUCACAACUGAUAUUUACCGCAACCAUUCUGUGUAGCCUUUAUGCAUAAACCAUAUUGACGGGCAAGCAGUUCAAAAUAUGACCUAGUUUCUAGUUAGAUGGCUUCGGGAAUAAAUGAUGAAUCAAACACGUGUUGUAUCAUCAUUAUCAUCUAUUCAUUAUAUUAUUAUUCGUACA
Messenger RNA from Diospyros lotus (date-plum), 4643 nucleotides. Its product is annotated as stromal processing peptidase, chloroplastic. The transcript is spliced from 25 exons. Gene Ontology annotation, molecular function: metal ion binding. Bases 257 to 4099 code for a protein of 1280 amino acids. Lineage: Eukaryota; Viridiplantae; Streptophyta; Magnoliopsida; Ericales; Ebenaceae. The record is from RefSeq and is a predicted model, not a curated record.